Messenger RNA from Crotalus tigris (Tiger rattlesnake), 1148 nucleotides. RefSeq names its product adenine nucleotide translocase lysine methyltransferase (gene ANTKMT). NCBI's taxonomy places the organism in Eukaryota, Metazoa, Chordata, Lepidosauria, Squamata, Viperidae. Gene Ontology annotation, cellular component: mitochondrion. The transcript has 6 exons. Gene Ontology annotation, molecular function: protein-lysine N-methyltransferase activity. Gene Ontology annotation, biological process: regulation of mitochondrial ATP synthesis coupled proton transport; peptidyl-lysine trimethylation; positive regulation of proton-transporting ATP synthase activity, rotational mechanism. The coding region runs from base 123 to 998 and encodes 291 amino acids. The record is from RefSeq and is a predicted model, not a curated record.
UUGACUCUUUGCAUUUAAAAAGAAAGCGGGAACGGGGGAGACCAAGCGGGCUUCUGGGUGCUAAUUUGCAGGAGCCGCCUCUUUGUGUGGAUGCAAAUCAGUUUCUUGUCCCCAGCUGGGGCAUGCACUCUGCCCAUGCCCAGGAACACAACCUUCUCCCUCUGCGUUAUUUUAUUGCUUGGACCGUCCAUGUUGCAAUUGUGCCGAAUACAAGUUGCAUGCUCCGUCCUGGGCACGGAGAAUGGCAGGCAUUCUUGGCAAUUAAAGGGGGGAGGGGGUACCAUAUUGUUCUCCUCCCCUCUGGCAAACAGCCCUGCAAAGUAGGACGGGCUGAGAGGGGUUCAGAAGAGAUGGAUCCGGAAGAUGCUGAAGAAGUGGCCGCUGAAUUGCAAGGCAAGAAAAUGGACGGUUGGAAUGUUUUGCAAAUUGCAGCCGGCACCGGCUUGACGGCCUAUAUCGUAUGGGCAGGAAUUCUUAUGCCGGGUUUUCGCAAAGUGCCCUUAAAACUGCAGGUCCCCUACAUCCCAGCAAGCGCUCAACAAGUCAAAAACGUCAUGCGGUUGUUCAAAGGACGUUCGGGGAAGAUCGUAGAUCUGGGCUCGGGGGAUGGCAGAAUUGUCCUGGAAGCUUACAAACAAGGUUUCAGGCCAGCUGUUGGCUAUGAACUCAAUCCGUGGCUGUUGCGCCUUUCCAGCUAUCGGGCGUGGAAAGCUGGGUGUUAUGGAAAGGUUUCUUACUACAAGGAAGACCUUUGGAAGGUGAACUUAUCCGAUUGUCAGAAUGUAGCCGUGUUCCUGGCCCCUAGUGUGCUGAUGCUUCUGGAGAAAAAGCUAUUGAUGGAACUUCCAGAAGAAGCUCGUGUGGUGGCUGGGCGGUUUCCUCUUCCCAACUGGACCCACACUGACACAGCUGGAGAAGGUGUGAACCAAGCCUGGGCAUACGAUGUCAAGAUGAUCCGGCAACUGAAGAAGGAUGAGCUAGAAGGGAGUCCGGUGUGAGAAUAAGUCACCUUGGAUAUGCCAGUUUCUCAAAACAACAACAACAACAACCCAAUGCAUCUUUGCUGGCUGAUGGGCCAUUAAGAAGAUUCCUUUCUCCUUUGCUGAAACAACAGCCUAUUUAAGCUGAGGAGUGGUAGGUUUUUAGGA